Messenger RNA from Zonotrichia leucophrys gambelii, 837 nucleotides. It is a transcript of the gene HMX1, whose product is annotated as H6 family homeobox 1. Gene Ontology annotation, cellular component: nucleus. The coding region runs from base 1 to 837 and encodes 278 amino acids. Gene Ontology annotation, biological process: negative regulation of DNA-templated transcription; regulation of transcription by RNA polymerase II. The record is from RefSeq and is a predicted model, not a curated record. The transcript is spliced from 2 exons. Gene Ontology annotation, molecular function: DNA-binding transcription factor activity, RNA polymerase II-specific; RNA polymerase II transcription regulatory region sequence-specific DNA binding. NCBI's taxonomy places the organism in Eukaryota, Metazoa, Chordata, Aves, Passeriformes, Passerellidae.
AUGCCGGACGAAGCCACUGAAAACGCCGGCUCCACCUCCGCCCGCGUCUCGUCCUUCUUCAUCGAGGACCUGCUGGGCACCGAGGGCACGGCGGGCGGCGGGGCGCGGCGGGCGGCGGCGGCGGGCGGCGGGCGCGGGGGGCAGCGCUGCGGGCCGCCCUCCCCGCUGCGCAUCGGCGCCCCGGGCUGCCCGCUCCGCGACGCCGCCGUGGGCUGGUACCGCCGGGCUCACGCCGCCUUCCUGGGCUGCGCCAGCCCCGACACCAGCGACCGGGACUCUCCGGAGCUGCCCGAGGAGCCGGCGGAGCGGGCGGGCGGCGGCGGGCGGGCGGCGGGCAGAGCCGCGGCGGGCGGGCGGCCGGGCCCGGGCGGCCGCGAGGAGGAGGAGGAGCGCGGCGAGGAGCCGGGAGAGCCGGAGCAGCGCAACGCCGGCCGCAAGAAGAAGACGCGCACGGUGUUCAGCCGCAGCCAGGUGUUCCAGCUGGAGUCCACCUUCGACGUGAAACGCUACCUGAGCAGCUCCGAGCGGGCUGGGCUGGCCGCCUCGCUGCACCUCACCGAGACGCAGGUGAAGAUCUGGUUCCAGAACCGCCGCAACAAGUGGAAGCGGCAGCUGGCCGCAGACCUGGAAGCGGCCAACCUGUCCCACGCCGCCCAAAGGAUAGUGCGGGUCCCCAUUUUGUACCACGAGAACUCGCCGGCGAGCGCCUUGGGCUUCACCCUGCCGCACAUGUCACCCCCCUUGGUGGGCUUCUCCAGCGGCGUCAGCUACCCCCUGGGCACCUUCCCCGCCGCCUCCCUCCCUUUCCUACGGUCGCAGAUGACAGGACUCGUCUGA